AUGAAGGAGGAAGACACUCCAGUCCAGAUUUCAGAGAUGAAAGAGCACACACAGGUCAAAGAGGAAGAUGUGGAUGUGUCUAUUACUCCAGACAAAAAGAAAGAAACUUCCAACAGUGCUGAAGUCCCCAAAUCAGAACCAACCAGUGAUUCUGAGCUGUUCCCAUCCUCACCUACAGCUGAGGAGAGUGUGAACCAAAGCAUUGAUGAUGAUGAAUGGAAUGAGGUUGAUGGAGCUUCAUCACCUGAUCAGGGUCCCAGCAUUGAAGUAAUUGUGAACCUGGAGCAGCCUGCAAGGGAUGAAAAAAUGUGCCGUUUUUGUGGCAGGAAUUUCAGAAAAGACUCUUCUCUUAUAUGGCAUGUACACAGAACUCACAAAGGGCAGAAAGCUUUUAAAUGUCUGAAGUGCAACAUGGAGUUUGACCAAAGGUCACAUCUGGUCAAUCAUACAAAAAAACACACAGCAGUUAAAAAAUCAUUCAAGUGUGAUUUCUGUGACAGAACAUUUGCCCAGAACUCAGGUUGUAUUGUCCACAUGAGGGUGCACACUGGAGAAAAACCAUAUUUUUGUAAGAAUUGUGGCAAAAGUUUUGCUAUUAGCAAACAUUUAAAGUUAUGCAAAUUGCAGAAUAAAUUUAAGAGACCAUCAGAAAAAGUGGACACAGAGGAGAACCUUAAAGAGGAGAAACGCUUCAGUUGCUUUGGAUGCAGCAAAGAGUUUCGAUACAAGUACCAGCUAAUUCAGCAUGCCAGAAUUCACACUGGAGAAAAACCUUUUAGUUGUGAGAUCUGUGGUAAAACCUUUGCUCAGAGCUCCACUCGAAAUACUCACCUGAGGGUACACAGUAAAGAAAAACCAUACUUUUGUAAGAAUUGUGGUAUAAGUUUUAGGAGUAAGGAGCAUCUAAAAUUCUGCACAAGCAAAAGCAGGGAAAAGACAUUUCGUUGUGAAACAUGUGGCAAAACCUUUCACACAAGGUCACAGCUGGAGGUGCAUUUUGAGGUUCAUGAGGCGUGGAAACAACACAUCGUUGAAAAAGUACAAGAAUCUAAGUUAGAAGACAAAAAUCCAACAAGCCUGUAA
This is a messenger RNA of Xyrichtys novacula (pearly razorfish), 1083 nucleotides long. Lineage: Eukaryota; Metazoa; Chordata; Actinopteri; Labriformes; Labridae. The record is from the annotation of a GenBank genome assembly.